ACUGACAACAAACCUAAACAUGAGGAGGUCAUGCAUCUUCAUCGCCUCUCUGGUGCUUGUCGCUUUCUGCUCAGUUGUUGGAAGUGAUUGGUCCCAAUGGUCACAGGGUCCUGAAAAGUGCUGCUUUUCUUUUACCAAUGCAAGAAUUCCAUUAAAGCAGAUUGAGAGUUAUUAUACUACGCAUCUUCAGUGCAACAUGAAUGCUGUUAUUUUCAUCAUAAGGGCUCAAAGGGAGAUCUGCACUAAUCCAACUGAGAAAUGGGUUCGGAGACUGAUGAAGAUGGUGGACAAUCAAAACAUGAAGCAGAUGACAGAGGCUGGCUCUGUGGACAGCGCCUAAGAUGAGAACGCUCUUCUUUUUUCUGAAUA
Messenger RNA from Danio rerio (zebrafish), 369 nucleotides. It is a transcript of the gene ccl38.1, whose product is annotated as chemokine (C-C motif) ligand 38, duplicate 1. Gene Ontology annotation, biological process: immune response; cell chemotaxis. Gene Ontology annotation, molecular function: chemokine activity. Gene Ontology annotation, cellular component: extracellular region. NCBI's taxonomy places the organism in Eukaryota, Metazoa, Chordata, Actinopteri, Cypriniformes, Danionidae. The record is from RefSeq and is marked provisional.